GUGGUGAUGGCUGUGACGCAGCUCUACUUCCACCUGGCACCCAAGGUGGAGGUUGGUGUCAUCGCCAAGGCACUGGUGCGGCUCCUGAGGAGUCACAGUGAGGUGCAGUAUGUUGUGCUGCAGAACGUGGCCACCAUGUCCAUCAAACGGAGGGGGAUGUUUGAGCCCUACCUGAAGAGCUUCUACAUCCGCUCCACAGACCCCACGCAGAUCAAGAUCCUCAAGCUGGAGGUCCUCACCAACCUGGCCAACGAGACCAACAUCUCCACCAUCCUGCGGGAGUUUCAGACCUACAUCCGCAGCAUGGACAAGGACUUUGUGGCGGCUACCAUCCAAGCCAUCGGACGCUGUGCCACCAACAUCGGGAAGGUGAGGGAUACCUGCCUCAACGGCCUGGUCCAGCUCCUCUCCAACCGGGACGAGCUGGUGGUGGCCGAAUCCGUGGUGGUCAUCAAAAAGCUGCUGCAGAUGCAGCCGGCCCAGCACAGUGAGAUCAUCAAGCACAUGGCCAAGCUCACUGACAACAUCCAGGUGCCAAUGGCACGAGCCAGCAUCUUGUGGCUCAUCGGCGAGUACUGCGAGCACGUGCCCAAGAUCGCACCUGACGUGCUGCGCAAGAUGGCCAAGUCCUUCACCAAUGAGGAGGACAUCGUCAAGCUGCAGGUCAUCAACCUGGCAGCCAAGCUCUACCUGACCAACUCCAAGCAGAGCAAGCUGCUGACCCAGUACGUCCUCAACUUGGCCAAGUAUGAUCAGAAUUACGACAUCCGCGACCGGGCUCGCUUCAUCCGCCAACUCAUUGUGCCCACCGAGAAGAGCGGGGCCCUCAACAAGUAUGCUAAGAAGCUCUUCCUGGCCCAAAAACCUGCUCCCAUCUUGGAGUCCUCCUUCAAAGAUCGGGAUCAUUUCCAGUUGGGCUCCCUGUCCCAUCUGCUCAACACCAAGGCUGUGGGCUACCAGGAGCUGCCUGACUGGCCAGAUGAGGCCCCCGACCCCUCUGUGAGGAACGUGGAGGUUCCCGAGUGGACCAAGAGUACCAGCCGGGAGAAGAGGAAGGAGAAGGUGGAGAAACCUUUCUACUCUGACUCAGAGGGCGAGUCGGGGCCAACGGAGUCCGCAGACAGUGGUGAGGACUUGGUAGCACAGGGGAGGGGGUCACCAUGCAGCAGCAGCAGCUCUGGCAGCUCCAGUUCUGGCAGUGAGGAGGAAGACGAGGAGGAAGAGGAGGAAGAAGGCAGUGGGGAGCAGUCAGAGGACAAGGAGGAGGAGGAGGAGAAGAGGAAGAAGAGAAAGGAGAAGGAAGGCUCCCGGAAGGCAGCCCUGGGGAGCAUGGGCAG
This is a messenger RNA of Pterocles gutturalis (yellow-throated sandgrouse), 1337 nucleotides long. RefSeq names its product AP-3 complex subunit beta-2-like. NCBI's taxonomy places the organism in Eukaryota, Metazoa, Chordata, Aves, Pterocliformes, Pteroclidae. Gene Ontology annotation, biological process: anterograde synaptic vesicle transport; vesicle-mediated transport; intracellular protein transport. The annotation marks the transcript as partial. Gene Ontology annotation, cellular component: membrane coat. The transcript has 11 exons. The record is from RefSeq and is a predicted model, not a curated record.